AUGUAUUUCAAUCUGAAGGACGACCCACCUAUGAAAAAAUCCUCCGCAAAUGUGUCGAGCUGAGCCACAACAGGUGGCGACAGAAGAAAUUGUUGGGAAAUCGUUCAGUCACCAGCCAUUUAAAUGAACAAACAAUAGUCUACUGAAUGAUGUAAAUUGACUCGAGUAAUUCGUAACUCUUUUUAAUUAAGUAUCUAUUAAGCACCUAUUAAACGUUACAUUAUAUACAGUAAAUAUACAGCUUUUGUCUAAUUAUUUUAAAAGCGACAUUUUGACUUCCGUUUUUUGUUUAUCUAAUGUUCAUUAAUUUUUUCAAAAAAGUCUUUAUAACUUAUUAUCUAACAAAAC
Rhagoletis pomonella (apple maggot) is the source of this 348-nucleotide messenger RNA. RefSeq lists its product as uncharacterized. The record is from RefSeq and is a predicted model, not a curated record. Lineage: Eukaryota; Metazoa; Arthropoda; Insecta; Diptera; Tephritidae.